GGCGACACACGCUCGCUGUGAGAGAGAGAGAGAGAGAGAAAUGGUGAAGCUGCUGUCUUCUCACACACCAGCGACCACUUAAGAGGCGUGUAGCCCCCCGGCUCAGCUCAGUUCAGGGACUGGGAUCUGCAGGUACCGCUGGGAGGAGCUUGUUUUAGAGCUCUCUGUGUAUCUGUGAAUCUCAGACUGUUUCUCGGUGGUGUAGAGCAGACCGCGGUGUGCAGGAGACCCCCGCGCUGAGGAGGAGGAGGAGGAUCUGGACAUGAUCACAGUCACUAUGAUCACCUCCAGACCAGGAGCAGCUCCAGAGUACUGGAUCGACGACUCGAAGAGGGAGACGCUCGCGGACUUCUACGAGCUGGAGUGUGAACUGGGACGGGGAGCUACGUCUGUGGUGUUUCGAUGUCGGCAGAAAGGCACACAGAAGCCCUACGCUGUGAAGAUGCUGAAGAAAACGGUUGACAAGAAGAUUGUACGAACAGAGAUCGGAGUUCUACUUCGUCUUUCUCAUCCAAAUAUAAUCAAGCUGAAGGAGAUCUUUGAGACACCGUUAGAGAUCAGUCUUGUGCUGGAGCUCGUCACCGGAGGAGAGUUAUUUGACAGGGUGGUGGAGAAGGGCUACUACAGUGAGAGGGAUGCAGCAGAUGCUAUAAAACAAGUGCUGGAGGCUGUGGCGUACCUGCAUGAACAUGGUGUUGUACACCGGGACCUGAAACCCGAGAAUCUCCUGUACGCCACCUCAGCGCCAGAUGCUCCUCUCAAAAUAGCUGAUUUUGGUCUCUCAAAAAUAAUUGACGAUCAAGUUACAAUGAAGACUGUGUGCGGAACCCCUGGAUACUGUGCUCCAGAGAUCCUCCGGGGAUGUGCCUACGGGCCAGAAGUUGACAUGUGGUCUGUGGGAGUUAUCACAUAUAUUCUACUGUGUGGGUUUGAGCCGUUCUUUGAUGACAGAGGGGAUCAGUACAUGUUCAAGCGUAUCCUGAACUGUGAAUAUGAAUUUGUCUCCCCCUGGUGGGACAACGUCUCUCUCAAUGCCAAGGACCUGGUGAAGAAACUGAUUGUCCAGGAUCCAAAGAAGCGGCUGACAACACUGCAGGCCCUGCAGCACCCCUGGGUGACUGGGAAGGCUACUAACUUCACCCAUAUGGACACGGCUCAGAAGAAGCUCCUAGAGUUCAAUGCGCGAAGAAAGCUCAAGGCUGCAGUCAAAGCAGUGGUGGCCUCGUCACGGCUGGGCAGCGCCGGAGGGCACGGCAGCACCGAGGGCAACAAGACCAACUGCAACCAUUCCUCCAGCCAGCAGGUGGAGGAACAGGAGCAGCCUGAGAAAGAGCAACCUCAGCUCCACAGCGAGGACUCGUAGAUGUGCACAGAGCCACGCUGGAACAGGAGCAGCGUCCUUCACUGAAAGGAAAGUUGGUUAGGACUGAGACAGUCCGGUCCUGCUCCUGAAGGACUGAAACAAUGGACUUUGAUUCUUCUUGGUUCUUCUGCAUGUGACUGAUUUUCUUUAGUCCCACGCAGACUCUGCAAAAAAAAAAACACACCGUUUAAAAACAAACUCACUUUUAAAAUCUUUAUCAUGUAUGUUUAAGUUAAUAAACUAAAAUAACCCAGAAUUAGGGUCUUAUGGGAAUCUUACCCAAUGAUAAAAACAAAAAAAAAAAACAUUUACAAAUGGAAUGAAAAAUGAUUACAGUGCAGUUUGCUUGUUUACCAGCUAAUGCUGUUUCUUAACCAAAUUUAUUAUUUAUUGUACUUUUAAGCUACCUAUGAGUCAUGGGUGGAAAGUUAAUGAUAAUGCAUAAGUAGCGAUAUAAGGGUCCAGUCCCACCACAUAGUGAACCCCACCCUGGGUGAACUUCAUUCUUUUCUUUAAACAGAUACUAGAUGAUCAUUAUACUUUAGUAGAGUUAGUUAGUAUUCACAUGAUCAUCCUACAGUCAACUGAACCAGCAGGUGACUAAUUUUAAGUCCUUUCAAGGGAUCAUGGAUUGCAACUAGCACUGUAAAAAAAAAACACGGAAAAAAAUGUAAAGCAGGUCAACUUAAAAUGAUUACAGGGUGUUUAUUUGAGUAAGUUAAACUCAAUUUAGGGUGCUUUUAUGCCUUCUAUCUUGUAUCAUUUAGACCUUGAAACUUGGUCCAAAAAAGCAGGUGCGAAAGGUGUCCAAAGCCACUGUGCAAACCAAAAGACCAAAAUACCAAAAUUUAGUCAGAAUCAACUAAAUUAUGGUUUGGUCCAUUUGUCAAAACCAUUUGUCACAUGUGGAAACACUAUUUUAGAUGGUUUAGAAUUUCGGACCAGAUACAGAAAGUUAAUGCAGGGUUAUUAUUACUCGUUAAACAGUUGAAGAAGAAAAAAAAUGGUAUUACACAGAAAUGAAGAAAUUACUAUUUAGAUUUCUGUAUCUACUGUAACUGUAGAUUACCUAUUAUUGAUAAACAGUAAUCUAGGGGUAAUCUGUUAUGUUCAUUCUGCUGCACAAUGCAUGUGCACUCAAAGGGAGCACUUGGAGAACAUCAUUACUUUACUGUUUAUUCCCAGCAGCAGGAUAUUAGGGAAAUCAUACAUAUUUUAAUGGAUAUGAACCUAAUAACUCCGCACUAAACACUCCAAUCCGACCAAUCAGUGUUGAGUAUAGGCAGAUGCAACUCAUGUAGCUGAUGACAUAACAAAGUUCUUUAUUGAAAAACCAAAUGUGUACAGUCAGUUUUUAAAAGUGGUAGUAAAUCUCUUCACUUAUCUGGCCCAACACUGAAACUGUUUUCUUUUUUUUGUCAUUAUUGGGCAAAUAUUGGUUGUCAAAUAUUCUGUGCAUCCCUAAUUCUUACACUUGAUGAAAUCAUGUAUAUUUCUGGCUUCACAGAAAGAACAGAAAGGUAAAUUGAUUUUAUCUCAGCUCUGGAAUGGCACAACAGUCUAACUGCUGCUCAUACAAGUGUGAGGAGAUCAUGCUCCAUUAUUAGGUCCCUCAGUCUUGAAAUAUUUAUGAUGUCCCCAAUUUUCUGCAGAUGGGAAUAAACCAUAAUCAGAUUGAGCGGGAGAUAGAGGACAGACCAAACAUCUCAACCAUAAUCUUAUUUAGCUGCAGCUUAUUUACUAAUGGUUGUGAUGCUCAAUUCAAUAUGUAUUGUUGAGUAAACUGAGCAUCAGGAUUAAAAAGGAGACCUUUUGGCUGAAUUUUUCUGUUCCUUUAUCGUUCUAAGUUGGCCUGACUUUUACAGAAAGUUGAGACAGGGUUAAACGUUUACUCGUUAAACAGUUAAAGAAGAAAAACAUUGAACAGAGUACAAAAACGAACAGAUUACGCUUGAGAUUUCUGAAGGAGAAGGAGUACUCUUGACUUAACUUGUUGAGUUAAACAGUUUCUUCAUUCGUUUUAAGUUGGCCUGACUUUUACCUGUUUUUCUUCUACAGUGAUGUUAAUUAACAUGUAUGAAGUAGCAGUAAGCACUGCUUUGUUUUAGACACAUUUAAACUUGCAUUAAGUGUACGUGCAAUAUACUGUACAGUACAUUCUGUACUGUACAACUCUUACUAUUAUAAUUUCCAUGUGAUCACUUGACUGAACCUUUACCAGAGCUUCAAAAGAGAAUGCCUUAUUAUCAACCAGGUUUUUACUCUUUAUUAGACUGAACUCUUUCAUAUAUUAGAAAUUAGAUUAGAUGAUGGUUUGCAAUGGAAUUGUCAAUCAGUAUCAACAGGAUGUAGAGCAAGGUUUGUUUUGUAUAAGCAGCAAGUUGAUUUUUUAAAACUUUUGUAUAAAUCGAUAUGUCUGUAAUUAAAAAAUAAUAAUAAUAACUGCUAAGUAAUUCUUAUGCACAAAUUCACACUCCUGUCCCCAGUGCCAAAAACAACCUUUCUGUAAUAUUCUCCAUGGCCAGUAGCUGUCCAACUCAAAGGGGCAGUUUCCCAGACAGAGAUUAGGCCUUGGACUACACAGAAUUUUAAAUAGAAAAUAUAGUCUACGACCAGGCUUAAUCCCUGUACAUGAAAACCAGAGAGUUUUCUUUUGUAUUAGUUAAAAAAAAACUAUUCAGCUGAACAGCCUACCACAAUUCAUUAAACGUGAAAUUGCUCAGUGUUAAUUACUGAUAUGUUAACAGGCAAAAAAGAAGUUUGAAGAUGUUUGAAUGUAAUGUACUUUAUAGCAUGCUUUUAUGUAAAGUAUCAGGGAAUGCUGUCUAAGAAUGAUUUGAUAUAGACAUGCAUUGAAUGUAACUUGGAUAUCCUCUAUAAGGGUGGAUCUGCAUGUAGGAAUGUUUAACCUAACUGCUGCAAUUGUAUUUUUAAAAAGCACCGUAUUUUAAUGAUAUGAAUGAUUGCUGUACUCCAUGUUAAACAGUAUGAUAUUAGAGGCUGUUUGAGGGCCACAUCGUACAAGACACAAGUGUGUCGAAUUUGUUUAUCUGCCUGUUUCUAUGUCAAAGGACUCGUUUUAAACUGAAGACACAAUGAUACUCUACAUUAGUUGCUGAAAUAAAUGCAAAUAAAUUCAAAUCA
Astyanax mexicanus (Mexican tetra) is the source of this 4507-nucleotide messenger RNA. It is a transcript of the gene camk4, whose product is annotated as calcium/calmodulin-dependent protein kinase IV. The transcript is spliced from 11 exons. Lineage: Eukaryota; Metazoa; Chordata; Actinopteri; Characiformes; Acestrorhamphidae. The coding region runs from base 263 to 1363 and encodes 366 amino acids. The record is from RefSeq and is a predicted model, not a curated record. Gene Ontology annotation, molecular function: ATP binding; calcium/calmodulin-dependent protein kinase activity; calmodulin binding. Gene Ontology annotation, biological process: protein phosphorylation.